Molecule: messenger RNA, 504 nt
Organism: Dioscorea cayenensis subsp. rotundata (Guinea yam)
Lineage: Eukaryota; Viridiplantae; Streptophyta; Magnoliopsida; Dioscoreales; Dioscoreaceae
Exons: 2
Coding region: 151-504 (117 amino acids)
Source: RefSeq, a predicted model, not a curated record
ACCACGUUGUUCAAGUUCAUUGGCUGUAUGAUACACAAAGAUGCCAAAUUAGAGCUCUUGUAUUAUGAGCACAUCCACUCAAUAGACCCCACGUUCAUCAUCUGGUCUUUUUAAGCAUCCCCAAAGACUCUGCAAAAUGGACAAGCAAACAUGGAUUCAAACACCUUCUCUUACCUCCAACAAGUCAUGGAUGAGCUCUGGUUCUCACAAAACAUUCUCUUGGGCAAGACCAGGACUGCUUCCUCAACUCCUCUUCCUGCCCACCUACCAACAAACUCAUCUUCAGAAUCACUUCCAGGAAACAGCAGCACAUCACAGAGUAGGAAAAGCCAUGCAGUAUACAAAGAAAAGAAGAAACGACCUGUGCUGAAUAUCGUCAUAGGAAAGCCUCUUUUCCAGCUGCAGCAUCCUUCAACACCUACCUUGAGUGCAGAUUCAGCACAGAAGAUAAGAAGAAGAAGAAGCAUACGGAGAGAGAUGAGGACCCUACAAGAGCCUGUCUGA